Molecule: messenger RNA, 2694 nt
Organism: Arctia plantaginis
Lineage: Eukaryota; Metazoa; Arthropoda; Insecta; Lepidoptera; Erebidae
Source: the annotation of a GenBank genome assembly
AUGAUUCAAGUCGAAACUUAUAAGCGUCCAUCGCCGUCGCCUUCACGAAGUUCAGUUCGAAGCGAUAGUCGUGUGUUCCGUCAACCGAGAGUUAUCCAAGUGAAUCGCGAUGCUUCCACUAUGGUGGAAAGCGAGGCCAGUGGGCCGGGAGGCGUGACCUCCGCGGCUGCCGCCAGUCUACCCACUGACUGGGAAACGCGACUCACUCAGAACGCUGCACAUUUUCGUUCACGUACUCUCAGCGAUGGCUUUAUAAGGAAUACUAGUCUUGAACUGUUACUUGGUGUCGAUUGUGAAGCUUGUCUUGCACUAGCCGCUCAACGACAAUGUCUAGAUGAACACAUAUCGAAACACGACUUUGAUUUAGUUUGUAAUUGUAAUAUUCAACAAAACAAUUUUGUAAAUUGUCAUCGAAAUGUUGAUCAGAGGGGCCACACUCUUAGUAUCUACGAUCUAGAAAGAAUCAAACGGGGUUCAAGCCGAAAUCAGCUACAUUUAGGAUCACAUCGCAGUCUGGACAGAAAAUUUAAUAAAAGUAAAACAAUUGGAGUUUCAAAUUAUAUUUCAAAACAGUUAAUAUCGUAUGACCCAAGAAAUUCACUUGUGCAAAAAAUAAAAAGAAAGUUAUCUAAUUUGAAAAAGAUGGGUGGGGAAGCAAUUUCAAAAAAACAGCAAAAUACUGUCCAAUUGGCGGAGAUAACAUCAGGGUCGAUGGGCUCUCUCAAGAGAGCGUCGAUGUUAUCACUAGCAGACAAGUCGCAAAGGCGGGUUAAUAGUCAAAGCUGUAUCUUUGCUUCCCCGGGUUAUCAAUCCAAAGAUGAUUUAAAAAGCAAUACUUCAACAUACGCAAAUUUUUCUGGAAAUGUGGACCAAUGUUUCGACAAACUGAGAGAUUAUAAUGUAAGUGCAGAUAUACACAGGAGAAAUUCACAAAAAAAUGUUAAAAUGAGAAGUUUUGAUAAUGACAUCUUAGUCACGAGAAACUCACCAGCUUUAGAAAGAACAAAGUAUUCCACUCUAGACAAUCGCAGUCGGUGUAAAAGUAUUAGAAGGCAAAUGUCAUAUAACGAUUUUCCAAGUGAACGAGUUAGGGAUAGAUCGUCAGAGACAUGGACGAGGGACGACAACACAAUGGAGUCGAGAAGUACUCGCAGUGAUUUAAUGGAUGACGAUGCACAAACGUUUCUAGAUGCCGACGCGAUUGGUAUGGCGGGAUCGCGCACCACACACGCACAUUGCACCUGCGACCCGGUUACCGAUACUAGAUUACCAUCAAUAUUUUAUGAUACACACGGUCAGAAGCGAUCGACACCAGCUCCUGAUGUAACUGAACGUGGUGCUGGUGGGCGUGUGGCAGCUUGCAAUGCCUGUAAGUCUCCGCAAUGGCUACCCACAGGCACCAUGUCUACUACCAGCCAUAGCUCCACCACGACUGGAAACUCCUCACGUUUAUCAGUGUGGCAUCGACGAUGGUGCUGCGUAGCGAUUCUAGUGCUGGUGGCCGGUACAGCGUGCGUGGCUGGUCCCCUCGCACUUCGGGCGCCCCCUGGAGCCCCACUUCACGAAAGAUUACGACUUGCUGAACGAAUGCUACACGACACUCCACUUGUGGAUGGACACAAUGACCUGCCUUGGAAUAUAAGGAAGUUUCUACACAAUAGGAUUAAGGAUUUUAAUUUCGACGAAGACUUGCGGACGAUUUCUCCAUGGGCAACCAGUUCUUGGAGCCACACAGACCUGCCUCGACUGAAACAAGGCAGGGUAGCUGCGCAGUUCUGGGCGGCGUACGUGCCUUGCGAUGCACAGCAUCGGGAUGCAGUGCAGUUGACUUUUGAACAAAUUGAUCUGAUACAGAGGCUCACGGAGAAGUACCAUCCUCAGCUCACUCUAUGCACCACCGCUGAAGAUAUAGUGUCAGCGCACAGCAACCACCGGUUGUGUUCACUGGUGGGCGUCGAGGGGGGCCACGCAAUCGGUGGAUCCCUAGGAGUUCUCAGAACACUCUACCAAGUAGGAGUGCGGUACCUCACACUGACUUCUACCUGCGACACUCCGUGGGCUGAAUGCGCGUCAGCUGACAAGAUAGAACCCUCGCUGCGAGGUGGACUCACCCCAUUUGGAAAGAUUGUGGUGAAAGAAAUGAAUCGCUUGGGUAUGCUGGUGGACCUGUCUCACGUGUCAGAGCGUACGAUGCGGGAUGCAUUAGCCGUCUCGCGAGCGCCAGUACUCUUUUCACAUUCCUCGGCCCGAGCUCUAUGCAACGUGACCCGCAAUGUUCCGGACAGCGUGCUCCGACUUUUAGCUGCCAACAAAGGCCUCAUCAUGGUCAACUUCUACACAUCGUUCCUCACGUGCAAAGACACUGCGACUGUUCAGGACGCUAUUGCUCACAUUAAUCACAUAAGGGAUGUUGCCGGUGUGGACAGUGUAGGCCUUGGCGCUGGAUACGACGGCAUCAAUUAUACACCUCAGGGAUUGGAGGACGUAUCAUCCUACCCCUUGCUCUUCGCUGAGUUAAUGGAGGAAGGGUGGACUAUAGAAGAGCUUAGAAAAUUGGCUGGAUUGAAUCUGCUGCGUGUAAUGGGUGCAGCCGAGCAAGUUUCCCGGGAGCUCGCUUCUGCGCACGUCGCGCCAUAUGAAGACGUACCACCGAAACAAAUUGAUAGCCACAACUGUUCAAGCCAGGACCUUUAA